Molecule: messenger RNA, 2482 nt
Organism: Zootoca vivipara (common lizard)
Lineage: Eukaryota; Metazoa; Chordata; Lepidosauria; Squamata; Lacertidae
Gene: SIRT3
Product: sirtuin 3
Cellular component (GO): nucleus
Molecular function (GO): NAD+ binding; histone deacetylase activity, NAD-dependent
Source: RefSeq, a predicted model, not a curated record
UCUUGGCCCUGCUACCUGAGAUGACUAGAGAUGCCGGGGACAUUUUUCAUAGAAAACAUACAGUCUACCACUGAGCUAAGGUGUUUCCUCUAUGAACCAAUUUAGAGUUGGUAAUUUUUUACAUCUAUCUGUUUGUAGGACACUUUUAGUCUGCAAAAUGGUUUAUAACUCUCACAUCCUCCGAGGAGCCAUAUGAAGGAAGUGCAGUAAAGUGUAACCUCAGACUUUUGCAGUGUAUCCCCUUUUAUCCCCUUUCGUUGCAUAAAGUGUGGGUCUCCUUUGAAGCAAAACCCUGUUGCUUUGUCUCUACAACUGCAUGAUAGAUACUUAAUAAAAAUGUAUGUUCUUCAGCAAAUACUAGUCAUAUGUAAUGCAAGGCUGGCCAACCUUUCCCACUCUCCAGGGCUCCAUUCGUGGGGGGAGGAGUAGUCAAGGCCAUACACCUGUGGUGUUUGGGGCCAUGGCCAAAAGAAGGCAGGGUCAAAGCAUACAUAGACAUUCACACCCCAUUCACAAACCUACAUACAGUGGCACCUCGGUUUAUGAACUUAAUCCUUUCCGGAAGUCCGUUCUUAAACCUAAACUGUUCUUAAACCUAGGCGUACUUUCCCUAAUGAGGCCUCCUGCCACCGGUGCCUUUCCACCGUUCGGAUUCCAUUCUUAGACCGAGGAUGGAGGAAUUGCUGCAUAUGUUCCCAGCAACAUUAUUAUGGGAUUUUUUCUGGUUCUAUGGCCUGCAAAAAACUGCUCCGAACUUCAUUGAAACCCACCUUCUUUCCAAGUGGAAAUCUUUUCUUUCAAAGAACUCCAGAAAGCAUAAUAGAAGAGAUUACAAGUACCUAUGGAGUGAGGCCCUUUUCAUUAUCCACUGCUCUAAUGGUAUUCUUUGGAGGUGGCAGAGGAAGAAAUGAUGGUCAAAAGGAGCAGCUCACCCUGAAGGAUGUGACAGAACUAAUUCAGAAGAAAGAAUGCAAGAGAGUCGUGGUGAUGACUGGAGCAGGGCUCAGCACUCCUAGUGGUAUCCCUGAUUUCAGGUCCCCUGGGAGUGGUCUCUACAGUAAUCUCCAGCAGUAUAAUAUUCCUUAUCCAGAAGCCAUAUUUGAGCUUAAUUACUUUUUCCACAAUCCCAAGCCUUUCUUUACAUUGGCCAAGGAGUUAUACCCUGGCAAUUACAGGCCAAACUAUGCUCAUUACUUUCUCCGACUUCUGCUUGACAAAGGGCUCCUUCUGCGUCUGUACACACAGAACAUUGAUGGGCUGGAGAGAGUUGCUGGGAUUCCUCCAGAUAAACUAGUUGAGGCUCAUGGUACAUUUGCUUCUGCUACAUGCACUGUCUGUCGAAGGUCAUACCGUGGUGAAGACUUCAGGGAAGAUGUGAUGGCUGACAAGAUCCCCAAGUGCCCUGUGUGUACUGGAAUGAUCAAACCUGACAUUGUGUUUUUUGGAGAGGAGCUCCCUCAUCGGUUCUUCUUGCACGUGACAGAUUUUCCUGUGGCAGACCUGCUCCUUGUCAUCGGAACCUCCCUUGAGGUGGAGCCAUUUGCCAGUCUAGCUUAUGCAAUUCGCAGCUCUGUUCCACGUGUGCUGAUCAAUCGGGAAUUGGUGGGACCAUUUGCCCAUCAGCCACAGCACAGUGACGUGGUUGAACUGGGAGACGUCAUCAUUGGAGUAGAAAAAGUAGUGGAACUGUUGGGCUGGAAGGAGGAGUUGCAAGAAUUAAUGAAGAAGGAAAAAGAAAAGCUGGAUGCAAAAGACAAAUAGGAAAUCUGACUCCUGCUGUUGGAAAUGAUGUUUACCUCCUAAAGGACUGUUCGUUGCAACCAAAGUUUACAGCAAUAAGAGCAGAGAACUGGAGGAAAAUAUGCUCUCCAUUGUGCUAGCACCCAGUAGGUUAGAAGAACUAAAAAUCAUUCAGAGAACCAGUCUAGUUGCACUUGGAUGUCCUCUGAAGGAUCUUGGGAGAUAAUGAUCAAAUGGUAGGUUGUGAAUUUGGUUUUGCAUAAGGAGAGGCUCUAGAUACCAGAGUGGAAGAUGAAGAUGUACAUUAUAGCUGCUACUUCCCAUUAAACAUCACCUCUUAAGCUGUUUCUCCAAGCAAACUCUUCAAAUGUUUUCUAAACCAUCACAGAUCUUGUGGUGUUGCACUAGUAGCCGUCGCUGCAAUAGCAUGCAUCACAGAGUUAUGAUGAAUUUGACAUUGUACCAACUUGUGAAAGAAUUUGGAUUAGGCCAACUUUAAUAACUAAGCUUAGAAGUUUGACUGUUGAGUCAGUGUGUCUUCUGCUGUAGCUUCUGUGAAGAUCAACCUGAAAUCUGAUAUUCUAAAAUAUUAAUAUGCAGUGUAUCAUUUAUGUAACAUGAAGAGAUAAGGUGUGUGUAACUACAAUUCUAGCAAGAAAUGACAACUAUGAAAAGUGUAGUGAAGCUGCCGUUUGAACUUGAAUAAACACUUAUUGAGUGGCAAUAAUUAGUCAAAAUAAAA